AUGGCGCAGACGAAGGACAGCGUGCUCGCCCUUCUAAAGGACAAUGGCGUGGAGUUUGAGCUCUUUGAGCACGAGCCAGUUUUGACAUGCGAGGCCCAGGCCUCUGCGCUCGCCAAUGUGGAAGGCAAGGUCACGAAGAACCUGUUUUUGCGGGACAAGAAGAAGCGAACGUACGUCGUGACUGCGCUCGCCGACACGCCCGUCAACCUCAAAAGUGAGACCACGGCGGUCCUCUCGGGCCGCCUCGGCCUCGGCAGCGGCAACAUCACGCUCGCGCCAGAGGAGGCCCUGGGGGAGACCCUGCGGGUGGCGCCCGGCAGCGUGACGCCCCUGGCCCUCGCAAACGCGGACAGCACGCGCCACACGCUGCUGCUGCUGGACGGGAAGCUGCGGGGGAGCGGGAAGUUCUUCGUGCACCCCAUCGUGAACAGCGCGAGCGUGCUGCUUGACGCGGACGGGCUCGAGGCGUUCCUCAGGCGCGGGGCGGAACAGCAGCGGGGACACCCGGAGCAACUCCCUGCGGCUGCUGUUGUGAUUGAAUGGGCAGCUGCGGCCGCGGCCGCGGCCGCAGCGACGGGCGGCGGGGCGCUCGCUGCGGGCACCCAGGGUUUGGGGUUUCCGGUGCUUGACGGCCGCCGUGCGGCGGCCAUCAACCGGGAGCCGAUCUGGGUAGAUCUGGAGGCGGAGGUCAAGAUCUCUCACGACAGCCCGCCAGAUCUGAAGCAGUAUGUGGACGCGGUCCCGCCGCCACCCAAGGCCGCUGAUGCGGCAGCCGCGGCGGCGAGCAGCAGCGGCGGCGGCGCGGCGGCGGCGGCCGCGCCGGCGGGCGGCGGCGGGGGCGGCAAGGGCGAGGUGGGCGCCGGCGGCAAGCAGCAGCACCACCACAAGCGCGGACACGGGCAUGGGCACGGCCACGGCCACGGCGGCCACCCCGCAAAAGUGCCGGAUGGGGUGCGUCACGUGCAGCUGACUGAUGUUGAGUCACGCGCCGACGAGCUCAUCGCCCUCGUCACCGCGGCGCUGCUCGGCAAGCCCCCCGCCGACGCGGCGGCCGCGGCGGGCGGCAGCGCGGCGGACGGGGCGUACCUGCUGGGGCGCCUCAAGGCUGACGUUGAGGUGGCGCUUGGGGGGCUGAAGAACGCGGCCUACACGGCGGGGUACACCGCGGGCAAGGGGGAGAUCGUGGCGGCGGCGACGCGGCAGUAUGCGUGA
Messenger RNA from Monoraphidium neglectum, 1212 nucleotides. RefSeq lists its product as hypothetical. Lineage: Eukaryota; Viridiplantae; Chlorophyta; Chlorophyceae; Sphaeropleales; Selenastraceae. The transcript is spliced from 6 exons. Bases 1 to 1212 code for a protein of 403 amino acids. The record is from RefSeq and is a predicted model, not a curated record. Gene Ontology annotation, molecular function: aminoacyl-tRNA deacylase activity.